Molecule: messenger RNA, 130 nt
Organism: Ambispora leptoticha
Lineage: Eukaryota; Fungi; Glomeromycota; Glomeromycetes; Archaeosporales; Ambisporaceae
Source: the annotation of a GenBank genome assembly
AUGAUUACGAACCGAGCACAGAUUACAAAGUCACCUUGGUCAACAACAAUUUACCGAACUACAGUCAGCGAUAUAGAAAAGAUGAUAUUGAUGGUCGGACGUGAGUAUCUUGUAUGGAGCAGCGUUGCUU